AUGUUGACAUAUAUUUUCCCACCACCUCCUUCUCUUUUCGUCACAGCAAUGACAGUGAUUAGCUUCACAUCAUCCGCUAAUCUUGGGCUUUCGGAGCUAAGGGGAAAGCACUUACACUAUUCGAAGUUCUGGAAUUCCGGUUCUGAAACCUCUGCUGCAAAGAAAAUUAAACUAUCUAGUAGAACAGGCAUGCUAAUAGCUUAUAAUCCGGCAUUUCUUGCUGGUGUCGCAUCAUUUGUGCUUUAUCCUCAAGAGAAUAUCAGAAUCUUGUUGCUUUGUUCAGCCCUAACCAUUCAUUUUUUCAAAAGGAUUUUUGAGGUUCUGUUUGUUCACAACUAUAGUGGAGGGAUGAAUCUUGAUGUUGUGUCGGCCAUCUCUCUCAGUUAUUUUCUGUCUACCGCAGCUGUGACUUACGCUCAAUACUUAGCACAAGGGUUUCCGGAGCCAUCAGUUGAUUUGAAGUACCUUGGAUGUCUGCUGUUUCUAAUAGGGAUCUCUGGAAAUUUCUAUCAUCACUACCUUCUUUCUAAAAUUCGGUCAAAGGGUGACAAGGAUUAUAAGAUUCCCAAAGGCGGGUCAGCUUUAUACUUGAUUGGAAGGAGCUGUGCUACAAGAAGAUGUGUACUACAGAUUAUGUAUAGUCAGUCUAGUGAGCAUGUGCUGAAUAACCCAAGGCAUUUCUACUUGGCUACUGGAUCUUUAAACUAUUCUCUCGCUGAGUGA
Messenger RNA from Prunus armeniaca (apricot), 723 nucleotides. Lineage: Eukaryota; Viridiplantae; Streptophyta; Magnoliopsida; Rosales; Rosaceae. The record is from the annotation of a GenBank genome assembly.